AUGCAACAAUUGCUCCCUGUGGCAAUUCGUUCUGUUUUGGAGAAGCCUGCAAGAUGGAUGUAUACGUUUGAAAGAUAUAUGAAAGUGCUAAAGGGGUAUGUUCAGAAUCGUACUCGUCCCGAAGGUUGCAUUGCUGAGCGGUAUAUAGCUGAAGAAGCUGUAGAGUUUUGUACCAAGCAUUUAUCUGAUGUUAGUACAGUUGGAGUGCCUUCAAGCCAAAAGAUGGGAGUUUCAAAGCCAUUAUCAGGUUGCACAGUGAGCGUAGUUGAUCGGGACCUGUUGAACCAAGCACAUCUAUAUGUCUUGGAGAAUACGGAGGAAGUCCUACCUUAUAUCGAGCAACAUAUGAUCCACAUCAAGACCGCUUAUCCAAAAUUUAGAAAGAGAACAAAGUGGCUGCAGGAUAAGCACAAUAGCACUUUCAUUCAAUGGCUACGCUUCAAGGUUCAAAGUGAACUUAAUGAGGAAGACAAUCAUGGCGUAUCAGAAAAUUUAAGGUGGCUAGCAGCUGGUCCAAACAUGGCAGUGCCAUUAUAUAGGAGCUAUCUUAUUAAAGGUAUUAAAUUCAACAUCAAGGCACAAGAUGAUGUGCGGACAACUCAAAAUAGUGGAGUUUAUUUACUUGCACAUACUAUGCAAGUUGCUAGUGCCAAGGAUAAAAAACCCAAUUCUCUCAAAUAUGGGUUUCUAUGGUGUCAUUCAAGAAAUUUGGGACCUUGA
This is a messenger RNA of Prunus armeniaca (apricot), 720 nucleotides long. The record is from the annotation of a GenBank genome assembly. Lineage: Eukaryota; Viridiplantae; Streptophyta; Magnoliopsida; Rosales; Rosaceae.